Lotus japonicus is the source of this 1838-nucleotide messenger RNA. RefSeq lists its product as uncharacterized. The transcript has 7 exons. The record is from RefSeq and is a predicted model, not a curated record. Bases 104 to 1546 code for a protein of 480 amino acids. Lineage: Eukaryota; Viridiplantae; Streptophyta; Magnoliopsida; Fabales; Fabaceae.
UUCUGAUUUUCUAUAUAAAUACAGAACUACUCGUCAGGUUUUGCUCCCAAAAUUCAAAAUUUUCACAUUUCCCGCAAACACUCUCUGCACUCUGAAAGCUCCCAUGGAAGCCGAAGAGGAAAAUGUAGACCCCACACUUCCUCAACCCACUCAAUCUCACGCUUGUCCGAUUAAAGAUAUGGAGCGGGUUGUGGCCACAGUCACUGGCUACCAUGGCUUGGAGCGCUUCAAUCUCAUCAAGCUCAUUAACUACGCCGGCGGCAGUUACUUCGGCUCCAUGUCCAAAUUAAUCACACACCUCGUGUGUUGGAAGUUUGAAGGAAGGAAAUAUGAUAUUGCUAGAAGGCUUAGCAUACCUGUAGUCAACCAUCGUUGGAUUGAAGAUUGCAUAAGGGAAGGAAAGCGCCUCCCGAUAGAUUCUUAUACCUUGCAAAGUGGACAUGAAGUAGGGCCAUUGUUACUGGAAGUUCCAGCCUCCUUUGGACCGAGCAGCUGGAUAAAGAAUAAAGGGGUUAGUGAUGGCUUAUGUGAUAUUGAGUCUGAAAGGCAAAUUACAGACAUCAGUUUUGGAGCUCCCAGUUAUGUUUUGGAAGAUUCUUGUUUAAUGAAAAAGUGCGAGGAGACAAGUUUGCAUUCAUCUAGACGGUUAAAGAAGGUAAAAAGAAAUAUUUCCUGUGAUAAUGAAGUUAGUACUGCGGCUGGACCUUCUCGCAAGGAAAGAAAGUUUGUGAAAAAGGUUGUUAAUGAAAUGGUGUCAGAUCCUGUGAUUUUGGAUUUAAGCCCAGAUGACCGGCUUUGCAGAAGGGAUAGAGAUAGAUUACACACUGAAGCUGCAGCUACCUCUAGCCUUUCUGGUUGUGUCGAUGUUAACGAUCUUCAAGAAAACAGUUCAGGACCUGAUGCUAGAUUAUGCAAUCAAAAUAGAGCGAUGAAUGGAAGUUCAGAUGGCAUCGAACAGAUCACAGAUUCAAAUCAAAUAGAAGAUCCCCAACCUGUGGAACAAACAUCAAUAGAUUUAUGUUCCAGUGCUGGAAAGUUUAUUGAUGGUGAUCAGGUUGAUAAUGUUGCUGGCUCUCCUACUUCGAAUGAGUGGUCAUGUGUUAUAUGUUUCGAAGAUUUCAGUUCAACAUUGGGGGUUUUGCCAUGUGAACAUACGUUUUGUUUGACAUGCAUCCAGAGAUGGGCUCAUCAAAGGAUCUCAAUGGGAAAAAUAUCAACCUGCCCUCUGUGCAAGGCAAGUUUUGCAUGGUACAAGAUAUUUGAGCAUGCAGCCACAGCUGAUAAAAAAUUAAACUCCCAGACAGUCCCAUGUGACAAUUUGGCCUCAGUUACUUAUAUCCCCAUGGAUCAAGAAUUACCAGAUAAUAGCUUUGAGGAUGGCGCUUGUGUAGUUUGUCGUACUCGGGGCCCUGAUGAUCUCAUUGAGACUUGCAAUGUUUGUUGGACUCGAAGAAUCCAUUCCUACUGCAUGGACCCCCCUACAUAUCCUUGGACCUGCACGCACUGCAAGGAACUUCGUAUGCUUUAUCGUAAUCAAUCAUAUUAGUUCGAAUCUUUUUAUCCAUUACUACUCAUGGAAUGGAGCUCCUAAGCAUGUCCGGAGUCAAAUGAUGUUUUCAGAACAUUGCCUGACUGAAAUUCAUUGUUAUGGAUGGGAACUGUGAUGUUGUUGUUUACAUGAAGCGAAACUGUAUUUUGCAUUUAUAAGUGAUUUAACUUAAAGCUCUACAGGACUGUAAUGUAAGCGCAUGCUUGGAUAGUACAAUUUUUCUAGUUUACUUUGCUCAAGAACCUUUUGGAUGGUUAAUAUAUUUUAGACAUAGGACUUUAUUUGAUAA